CGACUCUUCCAGGGUCGCGCGGUCGGGGUUCUAGGCACGCGUCCCGAACAGCCACUAGUUAUCUACGAGUUUGAAAACUGCCCUUACUGCAGGAAGGUUAGGGAAGCGCUUACGGUGCUGGACCUGGAUGCAGAAAUUCGGCCCUGCCCGAAACGGGGCAAGAGGUUCAGAGCGGCGUUGCUGGAACAAGGGGGGAAAGAACAGUUUCCUUACUUGAUCGACCCGAACUCCGGUAUUGAGAUGUACGAGUCAGCUGCAAUCAUGCGCUACUUGUUUGACCGAUACGGUGAUGGUCAGAUACCCAUGCUAAUGAGCGGGCCGGUAACCAGCCUGACCGCGCCAUUGGCAUCUGCUUUGCGCGGCGGCAAGGGCAUGUACGUCGAGCCGUCGACCCGACCGAGCCAACUGCUGCAACUUUGGUCGUUGGAAGCCUCACCGUACUGUCGCCUGGUCCGGGAGAAACUCUGUUCGCUUGAGCUGCCAUAUCUGCUGCACAGCUGUGGCAAGAAUAGCCCAUGCCGAGACUCUUUCGUCGAGCGUAGCGGAAAGAUGCAGCUACCCUGGUUAUCGGACCCAAACACCGGUCACACUUCGUUCGAAUCCGCUGCUAUCGUGGAUUACCUUGAUAGGACCUAUCGAAAAUCCUGA
Molecule: messenger RNA, 648 nt
Organism: Nerophis lumbriciformis (worm pipefish)
Lineage: Eukaryota; Metazoa; Chordata; Actinopteri; Syngnathiformes; Syngnathidae
Source: RefSeq, a predicted model, not a curated record